GCACAAACAUCGACGACCACCUCUGCGAGCCCCCCCGCCGCAUCGCAUCGCAUCGCCAUGGGCUCCGUCUUCCACGCCUUCCCGCAGCUGCGCACCGCAGCGCCGCGACUUGCCCGCCGGCUGUUCGUGUGCCGCCCCUGCCUCAAUUCGCCCGCCCGCGCCUUCCCCGUGCGAACGCCGCCCCGCCAGCCCUCGGUCCUCCAGUCCGUGAGAUGGACGUCGACGCAGCCAUUGAGGACCAGCGCCGCCACUGCCGAAGCCUCAGUUGCACCGGCCGCCGCGACGAGCAGCGCAAAGAGCAGUAGCUGGCCCAAGACGAGCUCCACGAGCGUCGCAUACUGGCUGCUGGGCAGCGCCGCGAGCGUCUUUGGCAUUGUCAUCUUUGGCGGCCUGACCAGGCUCACAGAAUCUGGCCUGAGCAUCACCGAGUGGCGCCCCGUCACCGGCUCCCUGUGGCCCGGCAGCCAGGCCGAGUGGGAAAGCGAGUUCGACAAGUACCGGGCGUCCCCCGAGUUCAAGCAGCUCAACUCGAGCAUGGACCUCGCCGACUUCAAGCAGAUCUACUUCAUGGAGUGGGCUCACCGCCUGUGGGGUCGAGCCAUCGGCAUCACCUUCCUCCUACCGACCGCCUACUUUAUCGCUCGUCGACGAGUCACGCCCUCAAUGGCCUGGAAGCUUACGGGAAUCUGCGGCAUGAUCGGCUUCCAGGGCUUUAUUGGCUGGUGGAUGGUCAAGAGUGGGCUCAAAGACGAUCUGUUCGCCGAGGGUAGCCACCCGCGUGUCAGCCAGUACCGCUUGACUGCCCAUUUGGGUGCUGCCUUUGCUGUCUACUGUUCCAUGUUGCUCACCGGUCUCGGCAUCUUGAAAGAGAACCGCAUGCUCGCCAAUCCUGCCAAGGCUUCUGAGUGGGUGCGUACCAUCCAGCAUCCUGCUCUGCGCGUGUUCCGAGGUUCCGUGGUCGGGUUGUCCCUUCUUGUCUUCACCACUGCCAUGUCCGGGGCUUUGGUUGCUGGUCUAGAUGCUGGCUUGAUCUACAACGAGUUUCCGUGGAUGGGCCUUGGUCUCACCCCGCCAAAGAAGGAACUUUUUGAUCCUUUCUACAGCCACGUCCCCGAUCAGUCUGAUCUUUGGUGGCGCAACAUGCUCGAGAAUCCUUCCCUCGUACAGCUGGACCACCGAAUUCUCGCUACCACUACAUUCACUGCCAUCUUGUCCUUCUUUGCCUAUACCCGCUUCUCCAAGUCUGUGCGAGCAAAUCUUCCCAAGGAUGCCAAGAACGGCGUUAUGGGCCUUGUCCACCUCGUCUCCUUGCAAGCUACCCUCGGUAUUAGCACUCUCAUCUACAUGGUGCCCACCUGGCUUGCCUCUGCGCAUCAGGCUGGUGCGCUAGCUCUCCUCACCGGCGCUGUGGUCCUCUACAGCAGGAUAUCAAUGCCACGACGAGCCAUCUUGCGCCAGAUCAUGAACAAGCCGCAAGCCCCCAAGAGUGUACAGGCUCAACCUCUCCGAUCGCGCAUUCCUGCUUCUCAAGCCGAAUCAUGAAUCUCCUGAAAAUGUAUAUAUAUGUACAACUACCUCAUUGUAAGAUGUAACCUGUCGCAGUAAGUGUACGUCUACGCUCAAUAACAUACCACCGUUUCAAAUAGUGUAAUAUCUCUUCACCGCGUGAUCCACAUCAAUUUAGCGUAGGCCAGGGGUAUGAGUGUAGACGAAGACGAAACACAGCCGACGUAGGCAAUUGUAUUGAAGUGCUAGAGAGGUGUACGCGGCUGCUGUUACAUUAUGGCAGACGCGUAUGGCGUCUAUUACUGACCAUCCUCUUGCAGAUCAUUUUGUCGAAUAUCACCUCACUACGCCAG
Paraphaeosphaeria sporulosa is the source of this 1859-nucleotide messenger RNA. Its product is annotated as electron transfer protein 1, mitochondrial precursor. Gene Ontology annotation, biological process: heme A biosynthetic process. Gene Ontology annotation, molecular function: oxidoreductase activity, acting on NAD(P)H, heme protein as acceptor. Lineage: Eukaryota; Fungi; Ascomycota; Dothideomycetes; Pleosporales; Didymosphaeriaceae. The coding region runs from base 58 to 1542 and encodes 494 amino acids. The record is from RefSeq and is a predicted model, not a curated record. Gene Ontology annotation, cellular component: mitochondrial inner membrane. The transcript is spliced from 2 exons.